UAUGCACUAAACAAAAGCGAUUAUCCCCAACAAGCAAGUACAAGUAGAACCACCAGCACCGACCUCCGGUGGCUGGCGACGGUGCGCACCCCGGAGAAUGUGAACGACAAGGUUGAUCCUAUCGCGGGGGAGAUUCGGUGGCGUGCCAGUGUAUUGUCCGCGCGACGAACCCCGAUCAGUGACGGCGCGCGGGAGGAAGUGGACGCGCUGGAUUUGGUUGAAGAAAAAAACCGGCUGGACCUCCUGAACGCAAGAAGGGCGGAGAGGGAAAGAGAAAUGGAGAGGAUGCCGGAGGAGGAGGAAAAUAAAUCCUCUACGCAGGGGCUUCGAGGACAAAGUGAGGAAACGGUACUAGCAAGAAAUAAUCUACUAAGUCGUGGCUACGGUCGUGGGGCGUCAUCCUCUUCGCUGGCGUACUGGAAUCAAUACGACGAGAAACUGGCAACGGCGGCUUUGGUUCCGCGGGACGGGGAAGAACGGAUGGGAAUCUUCCGGGACAAUGAACCCAGCAAGGAACGACUGCUGCGUCCAAGCGGCGCUAGAACUACCCCCUUGGUCCAUGCGGACAGUGGAGCGUAUUGGGCACAGUAUCCGGAAGAAUUGGUGGAGGGAAACCCAGAGCAGCAGCAGCAGCGGGGACGAAUGCAAUCCACCCGUGUAGUCGGGAGCGGGACUCAGGGAGACGCAGCAGUUGACAGGACGACAUCAAGAACAGGCCGCGCUUUCCCGAGCAGCACUGCUUAUUGGGACCAGUAUCCGUUAGAGCAGCUGCAAGAUGGCGCUAAUACUGCAGCCCGAAAAGGGCGUUACAUGGCACCGCUGGUUGAAGAAAGUAGUCAGGACCACAUAUUUUUUGGUGGAAAUAGAGAUAGACCGGGGCAACAAGCCGCGUCCGACGGUAGUCUUUAUUCUCAGAGGCCGCUACAGCGAGACGAGCGUGAAACCGGAGUUCUUGCCACCUCCAGGUCGCCGUCCUUAUCGCGGAGGCUACUUCAUCCCCGAUGGAGCAGCGUCAUGUCGUCGUCUGACGACAUUCCGCACCGGUCCAGAGUCCUCCUUCCGCAACAGGAGGGACGAGUCAAUAUGUCUACCUCGCAAAUAAAUCCUGAUGUAGAUGUCGCCACCAAUAACUACAACGAUCAGCCUGGUGACCACGUGCAAUCUCAAGGAAGUCCACUUGAGCCAGCGGAGAAGAGUAACAACACCUCCGGGAUGAAAAGACCCCCGUCCUACUACGUGCCACAGCGCGCCCACCCCUCGGAGGAGGACGAGAGGCAGCUUUUUUUGGACGCCGCGCAGGAAAAAUUUCAGUUCGCCCCCGCGGGACGGUCAACUCGCAACGUGGAGCGGUCGCGGCUGCUGUUUGAUAAAAUUCUCGAAAAUCAGCCGGGCAUGGCAAAGGAGAAACUGCAAGUGGAGCAUUUAAGCUUGGACAGAAAUACUACGAUAAAGCAGACAGGACGAGAUGAACAAUUCAGAAAACCAACCGACUUGGAGCGGAAAAGAAGACUGGACGCGGCGAAUUUGCUGCUCUCCUCCUCUUCGUCUGCCAGCUCGGGAACGGAGGAGGAAGGAACGAAAAGAGCUACCACGUCGAGCACUUCAAUGAAAAAUGCCCCACCAGCCGUUGAUUUUCAACAAUUUAUGUUGGCUGAGGCGCUGAACUCGUCGGCGAAAAACGACAAUCUGAUCCAGGUGUUGCUGCGCGGAUUGAUCGCCGCGGGGGGGCGGAGAAGUGUGGUUGCGACGAACAAUUUUGAUUUUCGGAACAAAACGACAGCAAACAACCAGACCAACAUCACAAACUCCACUUCGCUCUAUUUCACCGCGUUUGACAAAACGAAGCGGGACAAAGAGCUGUACAAAAAAAACCGGGAGUUCCGCCACGCGGUGGCGCGCAUGGUGGUCACGGCGCGCAGGUUUCUGACCUUGAAACGAAACUUCCAGGACUGGCGGGUGAAUUGCGUGCACAAACGCAGAAAAAUCGUGGAACAGAAAAAGAAGAAAUCGGUGCAAAACUUUUUCUGCGCGCCUACAACUUCGGGGGCGAUCAUCACGGCGGGGGAGAAAGAACAAGAUCUCGCGGAGAUGGAAGCAUCGGAAGGAAGAGGAACGAAAAGCUUCAUCUCCUCUGUGCCGAACGAAGUUUUGACUACCUCUACCAGCCCAAACUUUGCACUAACUUCCCCCGCUCGCAGUAGCAAAAUAGUACCUGCUUUGACGGAGCCAGGACCACAGCCUGCAGCGCUCAAUAGUACUAACGAGGGAUCAUUUCAGUUCGAGGAAAUGGAUUUCAAGCGUGUCUCCGCUAUUACCGGAGGGAGCGAAGAGGAUUUAAAGACGCGCGCAGAACGCGGGAGCGGAAUGGAAAGUGACGAUGUGGCCGGCGCCGAAACUGCUGUGCUUCUCGAAGAGAGCUACAACAAUGUUGAUGUUUCAUCUCCUGACGUUCGAAGAAGUGUGGCAGCAAAUAAGAGGACUCUCAGCAGCCCACCUUCCAUCACUUCUGAUGCGAAGACCAAACCGAACGACAAUGCGCCAAGAACAAGGGAGGAGUUACAGCAGUUGCUGCCAAGUAGAAAUUCCUCCCUCCAGGCCAAUACCUCGAGUAGAGUUCGUUCAGAACAGGAGAAGGCACAGCGCACUUCGGAUGCGUUUUUCCAGGAGCAGCCAGUGGAGGAAGUAGAACGGGUUGUCGCUGCAAAAACCAUCGCGGCAGAUGAAGAUAGUGAUAACGACGAAUUCCUUGCCAGUCCGGGCCUGACCCCCGCGGAAGUGCAUUACGUCAGUGACAAGGCGGAGUUCUCGAAAAAGCUUUCGUCCAUCCGAAAUCGCACGUUUCGCAGCCACGACGCGGAAAAGAGGUUUGUGCUGGAAGACGAGGAGGAUCUGAGACGCAUUGCGUCGUCGAAGAACAGUCCACAAGCACUGGAGGAAGUGGACAAUGAAGUUUUAGACUCUUCAGAGGACGCGUCGACAGAAGUCGCAGCGGGAGGGAGAGCGUCGCGCAGCACUAAGGAAAAUAGUAAGGGGAAGAAAAAGAAACGACCGUCCUCUUCUAGAAGUCCCGGCAGGAACAAUGAGUCGGCUAUCGCCGGCGGGGAAGCUCUAGAUGGUAUUGCAUCCGCCGGCACCAGUGGUCCACAGGCAAAGCCAAAGGCGGGCGGGAGAAGGAGCGCUGCUGUAAUUGCGGGUGAUCGACAAAAUGCCACGAUAAGUGCGAGGAAGAGUGUGGGCCCUUCUGGCGGAGGUAGCAGUUCUGCUUCAGCCGGUACUCUGGGUCGUGGAGGGAGAAAUAGCGUUGGCGCAGGGGGCGUCGGAGCAGGGGUUGGCCUCGCAAGCAGGAAGAGUGUCACUGGAGGAACAGGGAAAACGGAGGCGGACAAGGAGCAGCCACCCGCGCCUGCCGGAAGGAGGUCUGGUGUAGCUGCGAAGAGGAAGUCGGCCUCCACUUCGGUGAAUCUACUUCCCUCGGGAGGCGGUGGACAAGCCUCUGCUUCGGAAUCGACCACUAGCAGUAAGCGGGGAACGGCGGCGGGCAGGUAUAGGGGCGUUUUUCUUAUGAAUCACAUCUGCGAAAGACAACGUCACUCACUGAUAGUUACUUUACUGGAAUUUUGGUCGCUGGUUUGGUGGAUUUUUCUCCUUCUCGUUUUGGUUUUGCUCAUCAACAAAGUACUAGCAUUGACGAGUACUAAAAAACGAUUGAACUUUGUUUCAACUCCUGAACAUGCGUUAGUACAAUUUAUUACAGGUCUUCUCUGUCCGGACCUCUCGCCGGACCAACUUCUAGAAACGCACGGAAAAGCGCUGUCAACACAAACAAUACAACGGACCAGAAAGAAGUGAAUAUCGAGAAGAUUGUCGAAACGAACGUGAAAACCAAUGCGACAACGAAUGUCAACGUUACAAGAACCGUAGCGACGAGUGAGGAAACCACCGUAGCAACGAAAAACGUGGACCUAAAAACAACAACCACUACGACGAACAAAGCAGCGUCUUCUAACAAAAACACAUCUUCCAACACUUCCGCCUCCACUGCAACGCGUAAUGAUAAACUAACCCCUUCGAGUAGAACAACUCCCGGCGGAGGUCGCGACCUCACCAUGUCGGAGCUUGAGUCCGCUUUGGGUGCGUUAACGACGCUGUAUGAAGUACGGGAAUUGUUUUGGAACGACGAACUGAAGCGGAACACGCUGAUCAGUGUGAUGGACGCGGAGGACCAGGAUGCGCUCGAUGUCUUGAACGGGCGACUGACGGCUUUCAUGGAGCGAAGCGGGACGUCCAUGGGAACUACCAAUUCUUCCGAUACAGCAAGUAAAACAAGGCAAACUACGCUGACGCUCUCCGACAGUGAACUCCUGUUGUUGCAGAAGGCGUUUCAGGAGCUGAAAGAGUUGUCUGACGCCGUUGAAAAUAUGGAGGCAGAAGAGAAAACGAAAGCAAAACAGUCACCCGCAAGGACAUCCUCGUCUACAACUUCAUCGCUCCGAAGAAGCAACGUCAAAGCGGACGCAUCUUCUGAUCUGGAGCAAAAAAUCGCUCUGACGCGUCAAAAAUCGGUGGAUGUGCACGCGAAGAAUUUGGAGAAAAUUUUGUUCACGCGGACUGAAGUAGCGGUGGUGGAAGAAAUCAACCAGACAGUAACCACAGUUGAGGAAGAAAAAGAACUUACCACAGCCGCGAUCGCAUCUCUGUUCUACCAAGAAAUGGAACGAGUCGAAACUACGAAGAACAGUGCAGAAGCGGGUAAGGGAAAGCCGGCCACUAAAAAUCGGCGACUCCGGGGGCCGUUUGGUGCGAGGUGA
Amoebophrya sp. A120 is the source of this 4808-nucleotide messenger RNA. The record is from the annotation of a GenBank genome assembly. Lineage: Eukaryota; Dinophyceae; Syndiniales; Amoebophryaceae.